Plasmodium vivax (malaria parasite P. vivax) is the source of this 2589-nucleotide messenger RNA. RefSeq lists its product as hypothetical. Gene Ontology annotation, molecular function: sterol binding; sterol transfer activity. The coding region runs from base 1 to 2589 and encodes 862 amino acids. The record is from RefSeq and is a predicted model, not a curated record. Lineage: Eukaryota; Apicomplexa; Aconoidasida; Haemosporida; Plasmodiidae. Gene Ontology annotation, biological process: intracellular sterol transport. Gene Ontology annotation, cellular component: plasma membrane; endoplasmic reticulum-plasma membrane contact site; endoplasmic reticulum membrane. The transcript is spliced from 2 exons.
AUGCCCGUCGAAAUAGGGCGCAUCCUCCAGAGCGAUUCCCUGAAAAAGAUUAGUUGUCUGGGCAAUGUGGGCGACCAACUCUGCUUUGGCGACUGCGCAAAGGAAGGGAGUUACUCUCGCGACGUUAUUGAUGAGAAUCCACCGCCUAACGUAGCGUGCACAGAAGAGAAGGACGUGCGAGCCCCCGCGCGGCUGGCCACCCUCGGGGAUGACGCGGUAGGGCAAGGAGUGGGGGCAAUGGAGGAAGUGGUGGCAGAAGCGGUAGAAGCGGCAGAAGCGGCAGAAGCGGACGUGGGCGCAGCAGACGUGGGUGAAGACACUGGCGCACCGCCAGAAGCAGACGCCACCUACGCUGACGCUGACGCGGCCGUCGCUGCCGAGGGCGCGCUCCCCAUAGAGGAGCAGAGCACCAAGUCGUUCGACGGCUGCAGCGAGUUCUCGCUCGACGGCGUGAGUGAGGGCGUGCUGGACUACAUUAAGAAGACGUAUGACCGAAGGAGGAAGUGGAAGCUGAGGGGGAGGAGGAAGGGGCGGAGGAAAGCGGUAGAGAGGGGGGCGGCGGAGGAAGCGGCGGAGGAGGAGGUGGAGAAGGAUGUGGAGAAGGAAGAGGCGGAGAAGGAAGUACCAGAAAAGGAGGUGGAGAAGGAAAUGCCAGAAAAGGAGGUGCCAGAGAAGGAAGCGGUGGAGAAGGACGACGUGGGGAAAGACGCCGCUAACGAAGAGGCUCCCAAUGAAGAGGCCCCAAAACAGGGGGUUGCAAACGAAGGAGGUGCCAACGAAGGAGAUGCGAACAAAGUGGCCGCCAACGAAGUCCCCACCAACUCGGGAGAGGCCAACUACACGUACACGGUGCCAGACAAAGACGACUUAGAUGCGAUCGUCCGCAGCUCCAUCAAAACGUACAGCUGCGCCCUCAUGAAGAAAAUCCUCCUGCAGGGGAAAAUCUUUAUCACCCACGAUAGCGUCUACUUCAUGUCCCUCUUCGACUCCCUCUUCUCUAAAAUCUCCAUCGUGCGAAUUCCCUACGAGUCCAUAGAGGCCGUAAAGAAAAUCAGCGUCUUUAACUUCAUCCCCAAUGCGCUCAAAAUUGUAGCGAAGAACAAGUCGUUCGUGUUCACCUCCUUCGUGCACAGGGACCAUGCGUAUGACUUUAUCAUGGACAUGGUGCGAGACAACAGGCUGGCCAGCCAGAUCCCCAAGAAGGGCAUCGUGCUGUAUGGCGGCGGGGAGGAGGAAGCGGAGGAGGGGGAAGAAGAGGGAGAAGAGGAAGAAGAGGGAGAAGAGGAAGAAGAGGGAGAAGAGGAAGAAGAGGGAGAAGAGGAAGAUGAUGAAGAGGCGGAGACAGAAGAAGCCGGAGCGACGAAAGAGUCAACCCCGAAGAAGAAACGCCCCCCGCGGCGCGGCGAAGUCAAAAGUUCGAGGCAGCAUGACGAGUCCAUUUACAGCAUCACGCCCACGCAGCACGACCUGCUGAUGAACGACCAGCCCGGGCGGUCAAAGGGGUUAGCGGAGGGGCGAGCGGACGAAGGGGAGAACGCAGGAAGAGCCACCCCUCCACACACACAAAAAAAUAUCGUCGUAGAGACGAGAAGCCAAACUGUACAGCCAAACAUCACAGUGAAGGAGGAAGAACUGCUGAAGGAAAACCACUUCAUCAAAUGCAACCACCACACGGACAGUCUACACAUAAAUGAGGACUUCAAAAAGAUAUUCUACGACAUCUUCUCCCAGUUUGAUGAUCAGAACCCGUUUGUGAAAAAUGUUAAGGACAAGAAUCCGAACAAUUUAAGUUAUGAGCACUUGAGCAAUUUGAAGGAGGAGCUACAGAGCAAGGGACACCUUUCCUACGAAUCCGUUUACAACAUCGCCCUCUUUGAUGAUGACAAGAGAGUGUUUGGCAUGCCCGCACGAUCUGAUGUGAAGGAGCACUUAUCUUUUUUUUUUCUCCAAAAUGUUAUUAUCGUGCAGAAGGGCGUUGUUCUUCUGUGCAGCGUGCCGCUAGCCGGGUGCUUCCGCACGGUCAUCACGCUCACGCUGCACGGUGUGCUCCAGGGGGGGGAGCAGCCUCCAACGGGGCAGGCCUCCAACGUGGGGACCGCCAACAUGGGAACGGCCAACGUGGGGACCCCCUGCACACACAUCGACUUCGCCUACGACAUCGAAUUUGUAAAGCACACCUUUUUUAAAUACCAAAUAAAAAACAACGCCCUGCCUGAGCUGGAAAUCUCCGUCAACAAUCUGAAGAGGUACACACAGGAAGCGAUUGAACGUAGGUAUAAACAGGCCGACGCAACAAACAGGGAUAAUCACACGCAAACGGAGCACUACACCUUUGUAAAGGACUACGUCGAUAUGAUGGCCAUCGGUGAAGAGAAAAUUUUAAAAAAUGCCAACAGUACGGGGCCCGCGGAAACGGCUGCUCAGUCGAAGGACAGCGCUUCUUCAGCGGAGUUUAAUCCCCUCUCGCAGAGUGUGCGCCACAGACUGGUCGUCCGGAGCCUCCUGAUAUCCAUUCUCGCAAUCGUGAUGUACAAACUAAUUGAGCUAAUUUUCCAGUCGGGAAAAAUGCCUCAUUCCACAGUGGGAUAG